AGUAGGCAGUUAGAGAUAGGGAGUGCAGGGAGAGGACCAGGCUGGAGAUUAAAAAUAACAAUCUCUUGGUAAUGGAGCCGUGGGUGUGAUGAGAUCAGGAGAGGAGAGAUUAAAGUGAGGAGAGAGCAUCGGCUGGGUGCAGAGACGGGCGACACACAAGGACUGGGCAGGAGGAGAGGAGCCCCCAGAGAAUUGGGCAGCAAUCCGGACCAGACCAGUUUGGAAUACUGCACCCUCCCACAGAGAUCAAGUUCCAAGAUGGCAUCUUCCUUUUAUGGGGUUCUCUUCGUUGUUGGCCUCUGUGCUGCCAUCUGCUGUGUGCCCCCAUCCAACAGCCCCAGGGGGGGAUGCCCCCGCCCCUCCUCCACGAAGAGCACCCCCGCUUCCCAGGUGUCUUCCAACAACGCCAACUUCGCCUUCCGCCUGUACAGGAGGCUGCUUGCAGAGAGCCCAGGCCAAAAUGUCAUCUUCUCACCCGUGAGUAUCUCCACUUCCCUAGCCAUGCUGUCUCUGGGCGCCCGCUCAGCCACCAAGACCCAGGUCCUUGAGAGCCUGGGCUUCAACAUCACGGUCAUUUCGGAAGCAAGCAUCCACAGGGGCUUCCAGGACCUCCUCCUCUCUCUGCAAGUCUCCAGCAGCGACCUGGGCUUGCGGAUGGGGAGCACCCUGUUCAUCAGCCAGGACCUGCAGCUCCAGGCGCCCUUCUUGGCCGACCUCAGGAGGUUGUAUGAGACGACCGUGUUUCCCAUGGACUUCUCCGACUCUGUGGUGGCUCAGCAGAGGAUCAACAGCUAUGUGAAGAGGGAGACCCGGGGGAAGGUUGUGGACGUGGUUCACGACCUGGACCCUCUGACCACCAUGGUCCUGGUGAACCACAUUUUCUUCAAAGCCAAGUGGACACAGCCUUUUAACCCUGCAGACACGAACACAAGUUGCCCGUUCUUGGUGGGCGGCCAGACCCCUGUGCGCGUGCCCAUGAUGCAGCAGGUGGAGAUGUUUGGAUUUGGGGUGGAUCCGGAGCUGAACUGCUCCGUGCUGCAGAUGCGCUACAAGGGGGACGCCGUGGCCUUCUUCAUCCUCCCUGCGAAGGGCAGGAUGCGACAGCUGGAAGCGGCCUUGUCAGCCAGGAGGCUGAAGAAGUGGAGCCGCUCGCUCCCGAGCAGGUGGGUUCACGUGUUCGUCCCCAGAUUUUCCAUCUCUGCCUCCUAUGACCUGGAGACCAUCCUCCCGAAGCUGGGUAUCCACAAUGCCUUCAACAAAAAUGCCGACUUUUCUGGAAUUACAAAAAGACACUCCCUGCAGGUCUCCAAAGCCACCCACAAGGCUGUCCUUGAUGUCAGCGAGGAGGGCACCGAGGCUGUGGCGGCCACCAGCACCAAGCUCACGGUCCGCUCCAAGGAUGGCCCCUCCUAUGUCUUUCUCCUGGACAGACCCUUCCUGAUGGCCAUCAUAAGCAAGGCCACGGACGCGAUUCUCUUCCUGGGGAAAGUGGAGAACCCCACUCAGCCCUAGGUGGGCAGUGCCCUGCUGACGCUGGCUCGUCGCGGCUGCACCGGAAGUAGCCAGCGAUGCUGCCUGCUGCUGCCUUCUGUUCCGCGGGCCCACCUCACCCCAGGGCAGCUGGAUCCACUGGUGGGGACCCCACUUCCGAGGCUCAGCAGGGAGCUGUCAGCAGAAACCCUGGCCCUGAGGUGAAGCCUGGGAGCUCCAGUCAGGAUCCCGGCUUCGUGGCACAGUAAAUACACUCAUAGCUCCUGGAUUGCAGACUGACAGUAAUAAAUUCAAUAAACCUGA
Oryctolagus cuniculus (rabbit) is the source of this 1794-nucleotide messenger RNA. Lineage: Eukaryota; Metazoa; Chordata; Mammalia; Lagomorpha; Leporidae. The record is from RefSeq and is a predicted model, not a curated record.